CUCUUCGUUUGAGAAGUCGCUCACCGCACCUUGUGCCUGCUUCCUCGCUCUGAAUACACAGCCAUUUCCCUCCUCUGUGGGACUGUGGUGUAACUAGGUAUUUCUAAAGUGCUUUGAGAUCUUAUGCAAAAAAACCCUGUUACUGCAGGAACUGCAGGUACUACUUACAGAUUUCCUACUAUCAGCCCUGAAAUCUUGCUGAUACCCCUGGGGGCUGGGGAAGGUCUUUACGCUGGAAGGACGGGGCAUGUGCGUGCUUGCCCAGGACUGCCUCCAGCGAAGGGAGAGACCGAGCCCUCCUCCUCCUCCUCACCAUUCUGCCCAGAUCUUACCUUGAGCUUCAUGUGACCGAUUAAAAAAAAUUAAAACAAUUAUUUUGUGUUAAUUCCUCUAUAGCUGGGGGGUAUGUGCUGAGUGAUCAUAGGGACCGUGGUUAAACCAGCCUGGCCAGCGCCCGCCUGCCCCGUGUGUGUGUGUGUUGGUGUGCAGUGUGUGUGUUGGUGUACAGCCGGUGUGUGGGUGUGUUGGUGUGCAGUGUGUGUGUGUGUCUUCAGGGACCGCCAGAAUUCCCCACCGCUCCCUGAGCCACAGGCAGUCAGAUUGCAUCUCUGCUGCCUGAUGGACACCGUGAUUCAGGAGCUACAGCUCGCAGUGCCGGCUCCCUUUGCCAGCGUCGCCGGAGGUGGCAGGAGGCGUGGGAUGAAGUUUGGACCCAGCUGUUCCCAGAGCAGCCAGGGAGCAGGGCCAGCCCUCACCAGUGAGCAGCUGUGUUGUCCGAUGCGGUCGCGUUGCAGGCACCUCCAGCCAUGAACAACUGACAGGUUGGUAUUAGAAGGUGGGUUUUGCUCGGACAGGCUGUGAUCAAGAGGUGGUUUCGGGUUUAAAGCUGUACAAGUAAGCUGAAGUGACAAAUGUGGUUUUUUUGUGGGUUGGUAUGAAAUGCCAGGACAUGCAGGGCGGAGAUCUUAAUUUUAGGCAAGGCUUUUCUUUGCAGCCAUACCGGGUAUUACUCACCCAUGUGCUCUCCUGCAUGAGUCAGCUCAAAGAGCUGCCCAUCAUGAGACUGAACUGGAAACUGGUAUUUCAGCACCCUCCUUGCUCAAGGAUCGUCACCGUGCUGCUGAGAGAGGGCACAGCGGGAUGUGAAGACAGCCAUGUAACGGCGAGCAGGAGCAGGGACUCUUACCUGUCAGUGGGGGCUGCUGGAUCUCACACCUCAGGGUGUAAAUGGACCGGGAUUGAUCUCUGCUGCGUCCUCCCAGCUGCCUGCCUGACGCUUCUUACACGUUUCCUACAGUCUCUGGAUACUGGAGUGAAAGAUGGAUCUGUCCCACCGGUUCUCCAAGAGAGAGCUGGUCCUGCUCUACGAGGAGGUCCUCUACACCAUCAAGCACCGCCUGGGCAAGCCCGAGCACCACCACGUUGCGGAUGCCCAAGAGCUCUAUGCCUACGUGCAAAAGGCUUUUGGCAUGGAUGCGGAGGAGCACAGAGUCAUCAUGCAGCAGGUCAAGGAACUGGAGAGCCCAAUUUUUUGCCUGAAAGCAACCGUCAAGGAAGCCAAGGGGAUUUUGGGUAAAGACGUCAGUGGGUUCAGUGACCCAUACUGCCUGCUGGGCAUCGAGGCCAAGAGCCAGGAACCGGCCCACGCUGAUCACAAGAAGCGGAUGAAGGCUGUGGUCAAAGACCUCAUCCCCGAAGACCAGAUCCAUCGCACACAAGUCAUAAGCCAGACCCUCAGCCCGGUGUGGGACGAGACAUUUAUCCUGGAGUUCGAAGACAUCGAGAUGGCCAGCUUCCACCUGGACAUGUGGGACUCGGACGUGGUGGAGUCAGUGCGGCACAAGCUGGGGGAGCUGACAGACCUCCAUGGCCUCAAACGGAUCUUUAAAGAUGCUCGCAAAGACAAAGGGCAGGACGAUUUCCUGGGGAACGUGGUCCUUCGCCUGAAGGACCUGCACUGCUGGGAUGACCAGUGGUACCAGCUGGAGCCACGGACGGAGACGUACCCCAACCGGGGACAGUGUCACCUGCAGUUCCUGCUGCCUCACAAGAAGAGGGCCACCAUGAGCAGCCGGACACAGCCGAGCUACACUGUCCAUCGCCACCUUCUGCAGCAGCUGGUGUCCUAUGAGAUCCUUCAGCACCAGGCUGGCAGCAUCGCCUGGGAUGGGGAGCUGAGCAGACACGCCAGCACCGUGCUGUACCUGCAUGCCACGCAGAAGGAUCUCUCCGACUUCCACCAGGUCAUGGCGCAGUGGCUGGCAUACAGCAAGCUCUACCAGAGCCUUGAGUUCAACAGCAACUGCCUGCUCCACCAGAUCACCAGCAUCGAGUACCAGUGGGUGCAGGAGCGCCUGAAGCCAGAGCAGAAAGCAGAGCUGGCCGAGUCCUUCCAGUCCUUGCUGACUUACGGGGUCUCCCUCAUCCGGAGGUACCGCAUCAUUUUCCCCCUCUCUGUCCCGAGGUCCACAGAGAGGCUCCAGUCUCUGCUCCGGGUCCUGGUCCAGAUGUGCAAAAUGAAAGCUUUCCACGAGCUGUGCACGCUCAACCCCAACCUCCCCCAGAUGGUCUCCACGGCGCUGAAGUCAGGCACAACAGAGUGGUUUCACAUGAAGAAGCAGCACCUCAAGCCCAUGGUGAAGAGCAUGGAAGAGAAUGGCAAAGCCUUGUCCAGACUCCUCCUGGAGGUGAUAGAAGAUCUCCAACAGUGCCAGAAAAUCUGGAAUAAAUUCUUCAUCAAUACCUUGAAGUUGAAUCUCUUCUCUAUCGCCUACCUGGAGCUGGAGAGCCUGGUCGCAGAGCAUGUCCAGGAGCAGCUGCAUGAAGUCGACAGCAGCAUGUCCAAGCCUACAGCUGAGAGCCUUUUCCAGCUCUACAUGAACCUGCAGGAGCUCUAUAGGAUGAAGGACUUCCUCCUAAAGAGGGAUGGACCCCUGGCUCUGAGCAAUUUCCACCAGUGGUUCAAGGAAGCUGUGCCCCAGUGGCUGCAGAAGGCCUACACCAUCGCACUGGAGAGGGCACAGAGAGCCGUCCAGAUGGACCAGCUGACUCCCUUUGGGGAGCACAACAAGCACAGCACAUCUACCGUUGACCUGUCCACCUGCUACGCCCAGAUCGUGAAGACCUGGCAGCAGCUCAACUGGCCGGACCCUGAGGAAGCCUUCAUGAUCAUGGUGAAGCUUGUGGAGGACAUGUGCAAAAUCGCCCUGAUGUACUGCCGGCUCAUCAAGGAGAGGGCUGAGGCCCUCUCGCUGAAUGAGAAGAAUGAGGGUGAAGCGGCCAACAGGCUCUGCAUCGUGGUGAACAACAUCAAGCAGCUGCGGCUGCUGAUCCUAAGGCUGCCAUCGCAGCUGGACUGGGCCCAACUGGAGCAGCGCACAGGGACCAUCAUCGACCGGCAGCAGAUCCAGCACACGCUGCACAACCAGCUCGACAGCACCGUCUCCUGCCUGGACCAUGAGGUCCGGGAUGUGGUGCAAGCCCUGGCCACCAAGCUGGAAAAGGGCAUCGCCAGACACAUCCAGGAGCUCUCAUCUUCCAAUGACACCCGGGAGCCUGAGGAUUCCAUCAUCCCGCUCAUGAAGUUCCUGGAGUCGGAGCUGCAGUAUCUCAAUGAGCAUCUGGUCCAGGAGAACUUCAAAAGCCUUCUCACUCUCCUCUGGCAUCACACCUUGGCCGUGCUGUCGGCAGCCGCGGAGCAGCAUGUCCCCUCAACCCAGUGCUACAAGAAGCUGCACUGUGCCCUGAAGAGCCUGGAGCUGUGCUUCCAUGCCGAGGGCUGUGGGCUGCCGCUGGAGACCCUCCACACCGCAACCUUCCUGUCGCUGGAGACCCACCUGGCCCUCUGCUCUGCCACCAGCCGCAAACUCAUCCAGAAAUACUUCAGCAACAGGAUCCAACAGCAGCUGGACACCAGCUCGGAGAAGUAUGGGGCUGUGACGAUCAAAGCGCUGUAUCGCCCUUCAGAGCAGAAACUCCGUGUGGAAGUGCUCAACGCCGUCAACCUCAUCCCACUGGAUUCCAACGGCUCGAGCGACCCCUUCGUCCAGCUCACCCUGGAGCCCCGGCAUGAAUUUCCUGAGGUGGUGGCCCGGACCACCCAGUGCAAGAGGAACGAGCUGCACCCCCUCUUUGACGAAGCCUUCGACUUCUUGGUCCCCCCCGAGAAGUGCCGGCAGGAGGGGGCCUGCCUGCUGCUGACCGUGUUCGACUACGACACGCUGGGGAGCAACGACCUGGAGGGCGAAGCCUUCUUCCCCCUCCGCCACCUGCCUGGCCUCGACACUGAUGAGGACCAGGCUGAUGCAGGACGGGUGCCCCAGACCCGCCUCCCCCUCACCCACCCCAAACCCACCGGCGAUGAGAUCCUCCGGCUGCUGGAGUCCAGGAAGGGGGACAAAGAGGCUCAGGCCUUCGUUAAGCUCCGCAAGCAACGAGCCAAGCAGUCCAAGGAGACGGAGUGAGGGAGGUGGAGGAAGAGGGUCCCGAAACGCUGGGGUCUGGCCAGUGGGA
Egretta garzetta (little egret) is the source of this 4512-nucleotide messenger RNA. It is a transcript of the gene UNC13D, whose product is annotated as unc-13 homolog D. The record is from RefSeq and is a predicted model, not a curated record. The transcript has 32 exons. Bases 1320 to 4463 code for a protein of 1047 amino acids. Lineage: Eukaryota; Metazoa; Chordata; Aves; Pelecaniformes; Ardeidae.